CAUCGUUGGAUCAUCCGGACUCCAUCACAGUCAGAGCUCGGAUCACAGAGUUCACACUACCGGGCCGGAGAGCAGAGGAACAUUUCGGAUUAUGAGCCCGGUCCACUAUGAAAACCCGCAGCAUUAGGCACAAAUAAUACAAGAAAAGCCCGCAGCUGUCACACCUUCAACGCGUCGAGAUGAACGGGACUGCAGCUGCCACGGGUGGAUCGGCUUCUUGCCGCUUCGCCCACUAUUUUGUCGUGUGUGGAGUGGAUACUGAGACGGGCCUGGAGCCAGACGAUGGAGCGGGUGAGAGCUUCGAGCAGAGCCCCAUUCGACGGUCCUUCAAGUCAAAGGUUCUGGUCCACUACCCGGAGAACACGGAUAGGAUCCCCUUCAACAAGGACGCAGUCAACAUGCUCUGCCUGCCCAGAGGUCUGUCCUUUCGCACACAGGCAGACAGCCUGGAACCACAGUUUCACUCCUUCACCAUCGCCUCUGAUGAUGGAACACGCUCCUACGGCUUUGUUCACACCUUCUACGAGGAGGUGACUAGUCCUCAGAUUAUCACAGCCAUGCAGACUCUCUAUCAGAUGCACCACGUGGAGCACCACUCCUCUUCAUCAGCCUCCUCACCUUCUUCCUCCACAUGCUCCUCCGCUUCCACGCCCUCCACCUCCAGCAUGGACUCACUUGCCAGCAGCUUGGAGGAGUCGGAUGCAGAGUCUUUGACAUCUGGAGUUUCUGGCUGUCUGGGCUGUGUGGGCUCCUUCGAUGCAGCGCGUGACACCCUGUACGUGUCCAAAGCCCUCUGCCUCUUCACGCCGCUUCCUUUCCUGCAAGCUUCUCGACAGUUUCUGGCUCAGCUUCACCAGGCUGUGACAUCCCAGACAGCUCCACCUCUCCCUCUGGAGAGCUACGUCUACAACAUCCUGUAUGAGGUGCCCUUGCCUCCACCUGGACGCUCACUGAGGUUCCAUGGGGUGCAGGGGCCCAUUGUAUGCCAGCGGCCUGGGCCGGGGGAGCUUCCCCUGGGGGAUUAUCCUCUGGGAGAGGCUUUCUCUCUCCUGGGUGUGAACAACAUGGUUAAACUACUUACCUGUGCACUGCUGGAGACACAAGUCCUGCUGUACUCUAAAGACUACCAGCGUUUGAUGAUGGUGGCAGAAGGCAUCACCACUUUGCUGUUCCCAUUUCAGUGGCAGCACAUCUACCUGCCCAUCAUUUCUACACCACUGCAUCACCUCCUCGAUGCUCCAGUGCCUUUCCUGAUGGGCAUCCAGCGCAGAGACGGAGCUCAACGAUCCUCCCUCCACCUUCCACAUGAGGCCAAUCUGUGUUUUGUGGACAUUGACAACUACUGCGUGGAAGCCCCAGAGGACCUCCCUCUGUUCCCAAAUCAGACAGAGCUCAUUCAGGAACUGAGUGAGGUGCUGAUGAAUUUUGGACUUCCUCCACGGGGAGGAAUGGCAGCGAAGACCACCACGAGCUCCACAUCAGCCUCCCCACGCCUGAGCAGCUUGGUGCUGGAGGACCUGAUGGAAGAUAGGAGGAACGGGAACCUCGGGGGAGAUGAGCUGGCGGUGCUGGAGAGGCUUCAGGCUCUGGCAAGGAGAUGUGGAGGAGGAAAGGUGUCAGAGGGAGGAAAGACUCUGGGACACGUGUUUGAGGAGGAGGAAGAGGAGUUGAAGGCUGCAAAGUUAAAUAUCCAGCUGAGGGAGGUGUUUGCUGUUCGUUUCGCCGCCAUCUUUGGUAGAUAUGAGGACUUUAUUGUGAACAGCGCUAUGGAUUUGGACUCAUGGUUGAGCAAUAGAGAUGGCACAUGCAGCUUUGACAAGGGUUCUUUCCUCUCAGUUCAGCCAGCGACCCACUUGCACUUCUUGUCCCAAUUCCUGGAGACCUCCAUGUUUUCGUCCUUUGUUGAUGGGAAGGUUAUAUCCCGCUGGGUGGACAGGGAGCCACUGAACAGGCUGUUUGACAGCCGCAUGGAGCGAGAGCGACUGUACGACAUAAGCGAUGAGGAGUCCCGGAACCGUCCUUACAGAAAAUGCACCACCCUCUUUGAGUCAGCACAGGCCAUCGAGCGUAGGCUGCUGAAGACCGACCACACGGCCAUACACCCCCACCUGCUGGACAUGAGGAUCGGACAGGGUAGACAUCACCCGGGAUACUUCCCUAAGCUGCAGGCCGACGUGCUUGCACAGGCACACAACACACACAAGUAUUCCAGUCGCAUCACAGCUUCACGUAGGACUGAACCCAGAAGGACGACUGUUGCUGAUCACUCUGGAAUGGACAGUGAACCCAAACAGAAAUACACCUUUACAAGGAGAAUCAUCAGACAGUCGAAACUCCUCGACCUGUCGCCUCAAGCAGUCUCUCAGACUCACAGAGAGUUUGUCGAUGGGCUUUUGAGCGAGUGCCGUCUGAAGACUAAGCGGAUGCUGAUGGAGAGGAUGGGGAAAGAGUGCGUGGAGCUGGGUCAAGGAGAAGCCAACAUCACUGGCCUUCAGGAAAACACCCUCAUCCACGGUCUGUGCGAUCUGCUGGAGAGGACCUGGGGCCAUGGCCUGCAGAUCAAACAGGCAAAGUCUGCGAUUUGGUCCCAUCUGCUUCACUACCAGGCUGCUCAGGAGAAGAUGGAAGCACCAGCCGAUGUACCAGGAUCUAACUGUUUGGACCAAAGGCUGUCUGAUGAGGGAACUUUGCUCACAAGAGGAUCGUUAAUUCAGGACAUGAGAUUUAUCCAAACCAUGAGAGACGAUCUGUCUGAGGUUGGCCAGGCCAGAGCUUGGAUCCAUCUGGCUCUGGAGAAGAAAAUGCUGUCCCAACACCUCAAAGAGCUGCUGACAAACCAGGAGCUGCUCAGGCAGCUGUAUAAACCUCAUGCAUUCCUGCUCUGCGAGGAAGAGAGAGAACAGUUUCUGUACCACCUGCUCUCCCUGAACACUGUGGACUACCUCUGUUUUACACGCAUCUUCACCUCCGUCAGUAUUCCGUACCGUGUUGUUAUAAUUCCCAUGAAGAAACUGAGCAUAGCGAUGGCAACGGUUAACCCCUGGGUGUGUGUGUCAGGAGAGCUGGGGGAUUCAGGAGUUAGACAGAUCCCAAAGAAUGCACAGGAAAUCUUUUUCCAGUGCAAGAACCUGGGGCGGCUGAGCACCCUGCAGCUGGGAGUGCAGGAGAACUCGGGUUUGCUGGCCAAGUGUUUGAUCGACUGUGUGGUGGUGUACAACGAGAUCACAGGACACACCUACAAGUUUCCCUGUGGCCGAUGGCUGGGGAAAGGCGUUGGUGAUGGCAGCCUGGAGAGAGUCCUCAUCGGUCAGCUGGUGUCUCCUGGAGCCGAGGAGGAAGCUGGAAGGUGGUCGGGAACUCCUCCGGAGCUGGCGUCUCCGUCUCAGAGUGUCCGAACAGUGCUGGGAUCGCUUGGAGGCCGAGGCAGAAUGCACUCUGCUGAGGUACAGGAGGACCUGAGGGAGGCGGCCAACAACCUUGUUAAACAUUUCCACAAACCUGAGCAGGAGAGGGGGAACCUGACGGUCUUGUUAUGUGGCGAAGGAGGUCUGGUGCUCGCUUUGGAGAAGUUCCUCCUCCAUGGGUUCAGAUCCAACCGUCUUUUCCAGAGGAACGUGUUUGUUUGGGAUUUUGUGGAAAAAGCAAUGGUUUCUUUGGAAACAAAUGAUCAGAUGGGUGAUCUGCAUGGCUCAACACCACCGGAGGGUCCAUCUUGUGACUCGCUGUGCCGAUACGUCAACGCCAUCAAUACUUCCCCCAGGAACAUCGGAAAAGAGGGAAAGUUCCAGCUGUUUGUCUGCCUGGGAAUAAGGGACCGGCUCCUGUCCCAGUGGUUCCCCCUGCUGGCAGAAUGUCCCCUGACAGCUCGGACGUACGAGGAUGGAGCUCUGCUGCGUGACCGGGCUGCGCUGCACUCCCUCUGUCGCAUCCUGCACACCCUGAACGACUUCAGCAUCACCCUGGAGGCUGCACUAGUUAAAGGGGUUGAUCUCUGACCCUGACACGGAAGCACACGCACCGUAACCAGCUUAAAACUGCGGGAUGAGCUGCAAUCAGACUCUUACAAAAUGUAAAUCCAUAAUCAAAGUUGUCAGAUGAAGAUGCAGACUUCUCCAGCACCAAACAUAUCGCUUUGUCCACUGUUGUAAAUGUCUUAUCUGCUCCAGGAAAUAGUCCUGUGUUUGUCAACACUGUGAAAUCCCUUCAGGAGAAAAGAUUAACCCAAACAUGCAGAAGAUAUCUGCUUACAAGAUCCAUCCUAUAAAAUACUUUAGAACUACUGUAACUUUUCACUGCUGUGUUGCUUGCACUUAAAAUUUAAACAUGCAUGGCCAGAAUCUUUUUGUUUCAUUACUUUAGAUGUUGUAAUCUGCGGAGUCAUUGCUCAGGCCUUAUUAACCCUCUUUUGUUUGAUAUCUCAGUAAAUAUUGUCGAGAAAAGCAAUGUUUUCCUUAUAUAAUUAUAAUGUUUCAUAAAGCUCUUGUAAAGGUGUCAUGUCUGGCCUGUUUCUUGUUGUUCUUUUGUUUCAGUUUGGGGUCACAUGCUGAGCAGUCUUGCUUAUGAAAAACCCAGUUUGAUCCAAGCUGGUGUCCUAAUUUGUCACUUCUAGUCCAGGAAUCCGUUUCACUGAUCUCUCCCUCUCUUGUUGUAAAUAUUUUGCUUCAUCAGAUCUCUCUUAGAGUUGCUCCAUCCAUUUCAUAUCAACUGUUUCCAUUUUUAAAUAUACAGUAAAAUGUUUUCAGCAUCUAUAAGUCCUUCAAUAGACUCACUUUCUCAUGUGGAUGAUGGACAUGUUUAAUUGUCUUAUAGAAUUAUCAGAGCACAGGUUCGUAAAAAUGUAAAGAUAUUAUGUUAAUGUUGCAUUUAACUUAACAGUUAAAAACAUGUAAAAAUGCUGUCUUCUGCAAUAUACUGCAAGCACCAUGUACCCCACUAUGAUCAAGUCUCUGUUGUUUAAAUACAGAUUAGAAAGAGCAAUAAUAAGUUAUUCAUGGUUUGUGCUGUUGAAAAAUUAAAGUUAUUGACACAGCUGA
This is a messenger RNA of Girardinichthys multiradiatus, 5033 nucleotides long. Its product is annotated as DENN domain-containing protein 5B-like. The record is from RefSeq and is a predicted model, not a curated record. Bases 180 to 3995 code for a protein of 1271 amino acids. Gene Ontology annotation, molecular function: guanyl-nucleotide exchange factor activity; small GTPase binding. NCBI's taxonomy places the organism in Eukaryota, Metazoa, Chordata, Actinopteri, Cyprinodontiformes, Goodeidae. The transcript is spliced from 21 exons.